AUGGCUGGUGAGCUUGGAAAACGAUCAAGGAAUACUUCUGGUAGUAGUUCUACUUCCGAUUGUGUUGAUUCUGAUGUUCUCGGCGAUUUUAACUUGGCCUUACUUUCUGAAGAUCAUGGAGGAAACGAGAUGAACAUCCCAAUCUCAGAUGCUCAGUUUGCAGAAAACUUAUGGAUUCAAGAAGCUCUUAUGGCUUCGUUUCAUAAGUUGAAACAAACUCAGAUUAUUAGGUCGGAAGUUAAAAUCGAACCGGGUCUCUGCUGUGAUGGAGCUUCGAGUGGCAAUCCUGGUAAUGCAGCAGGUGCAGGCAAUAUUGCAAGGGGACCUGAUGGUAGUCUUCUGGGUGCGCAGAGUCUGGGCUUGGGAGUCGACAACACCAUUUCAACUGCUGUUGCUAUUAGCAAGAGAAUGAAACAAGAGGCAAUUGUAAAAGUGAAAUUGGAAAAAUUGGAAUCAGCUGAAACUAUUUGUGGAAUUUGUAAAGAAAUGAAAACAAUGGGGGAGAUGUUUAUCAGAUAUGGUACUGCUACUACCAGUACCUGCACACAUAGGUUUUGUUUUGAAUGCUUGAGGAAACACAUUGUGGCUAAGAUUCAAGAGAAUGAGAUUGUUAUCAGGUGUCCUGGAUUUGAAUGUCAGGAGAUAUUAGAACCUGGAUUAUGUCAAGGUUUGAUCCCAAAAGAAGUUUUUGAUCGAUGGGGCGAGGCUAUUUCGGGGUCUUUGUUUGCUGGAUCAGUUGUAAUUUACUGCCCUUUUGGUGAUUGUAAUGGGAUGUUAGUUAAUGAUGGUGGAGAGGAUGCAAUUAGGGAGACUGAAUGUAUGCACUGUCGAAGAUUGUUCUGUGCUCAGUGUAAAGUUCCAUGGCAUUCUGAUACCAAUUGUGUCGACUUUCAAAAGCUGGUUGGAGAAAAUGGAGCUGGAGGUAUUUAA
This is a messenger RNA of Papaver somniferum (opium poppy), 930 nucleotides long. RefSeq lists its product as uncharacterized. Gene Ontology annotation, biological process: positive regulation of proteasomal ubiquitin-dependent protein catabolic process; ubiquitin-dependent protein catabolic process; protein polyubiquitination. Lineage: Eukaryota; Viridiplantae; Streptophyta; Magnoliopsida; Ranunculales; Papaveraceae. Bases 1 to 930 code for a protein of 309 amino acids. The transcript has a single exon. Gene Ontology annotation, molecular function: zinc ion binding; ubiquitin protein ligase activity; ubiquitin conjugating enzyme binding. The record is from RefSeq and is a predicted model, not a curated record. Gene Ontology annotation, cellular component: cytoplasm; ubiquitin ligase complex.